Vanrija pseudolonga is the source of this 3109-nucleotide messenger RNA. It is a transcript of the gene PIL1, whose product is annotated as Sphingolipid long chain base-responsive protein PIL1. Gene Ontology annotation, cellular component: eisosome filament; plasma membrane. The transcript is spliced from 4 exons. Gene Ontology annotation, biological process: eisosome assembly; endocytosis. Gene Ontology annotation, molecular function: lipid binding. Lineage: Eukaryota; Fungi; Basidiomycota; Tremellomycetes; Trichosporonales; Trichosporonaceae. The coding region runs from base 338 to 2863 and encodes 841 amino acids. The record is from RefSeq and is a predicted model, not a curated record.
ACGACGACGACAACGACAACGACGACAGCGGCGGCGACGAACGACCCUGGGCUUUUCUUUUGCGGCGCAACAUUCGACGUCGAGUGGCCAAAACUCCCAGCCAGGCAUUGUUGAUCUCCCCGCAUCUCUCUGACAUCUUCUCCUUCUCCUUCCCUCCACACGACCACCCACACAAAUCACAAUCGCACCACCCCUCUUGUUCGUGCCUGUCGCAACAACCGCCGCCGCCGCCGCCGCCGCUGCAACGACACAAACGAGCAUCGUCACAAUCUAAACUCGCUUUCAUCAUCGUCCUUCCACCCUUCCUCCUCUUCAUCCUUCUCUUACAACCCUCGCCAUGACGCUGCGCGGCGCGUCGGGCAAGUUCUCGCUGCCCAGCUUUGGGCGCAAGAGUAACGCAAACGACACCUCGCCGUCCCAGUCCGGCAUCCCGUCCAACUCGACUCCCCAGUACGCGCCCAACCCCGACAGCACAUCCAAGCUCGGGCACGGGCGCGACUCGGACUCGAUCAUCGCCCCGCAGCACGACUACUCUGGCGUGCACCUCGGCGGCGGCAACGCCAACGGCUCGAACGGCUCGAGCCUCGACGGCUUUGGCAAAAAGAUUGGCAAGAGCAUCGCGCACACCAGCUUCCUCCCCUCCCUCGGUAACCAGGACCUCAGAGCGCUGCAGGAUGUCAUCACAUCGGAGAAGAAUGUGCUGCAGGGCGCCGAGCGCUUCGCCGGCGAAGUUCAGGCCGCCGCGAGCAAGCUGCCCAUCUACGGCGAGCAGGAGGGCGCCGACCUCAAGGACAUCCUGGGCCACUCGUCGACGCUGCUCAACCAGCUGAGCGCUGCGCUGCGCGUGUUCGCAGGCCACGAGAACAACAUGCGCCAGUGCUACAAGCGGAUCCGUGAGCGCGAGGAGGCGCUCGACGAGCUCCGCCGCCGCCGGCGCGCGACGGCCACCAAGGCCGAGGGGGCAGAGAGAAAGCUUGCAAAGAUGGGCCCAGAGAACAAGCAGCUCAUCUCGCAGACUGAGCUGCUGGAGAACCUCCGCGGCCAAAUGCGCCAGAUGGACUCGGAUAUCGUCAACGAGGAGAGCAAGCUCGGCGACUUUAAGCGACAGUCGACCAAGGAGGCGCUCUCAUACAAGUUUGGAGGCCUCGAGGAGCUCGGCGAGAAGAUGUGCAUCAUUGGCGAGCUCGGCAAGUUACUCCUCGAGGAGAUUCCUCUCGAGGAGACGCCGCCUGGCUACGGCAGAGCUCCGUACACUGCCUACGAGAAGACGCACAACACGGUCACCGAGGCAAUCAAAUGCCUCGGUACCGUCCAGUUCCAUGCCGGCUCGGCCGCUCCCAAGCCCCCAGGCCUGCCAACCCCAGGGCUCGACGCGCGCACGCCGCCCAAGGGCCACAGUGUGGCCGAUCACGAAGAGUAUGCCGACUACCCGGCCGACACGCCUGCGUCGCCUGAGAAGCCGCCCCAGCUUCCGCAGCUGGACGGCUUAUCGCUCGACGGACACAGCACCGACCGGUACUCUGAGUUUGGUGCCAGCGCGCCGUCGGCCACGAGCACAGUCGUCUGGACUGGGCCGACUGCCGACGACCUCUACGCUCACGACUACGAGUACCAGCAGCAGCGUGAGAUCGACGAGGCUGCCAAACGCGACGCCGCGGGUCUUGGUGUCGCUGGCGCGGCGGCUGCCGGGUUGGGCGCAGCCGCGGCUAUCGGCCACCAGCGCUCUGAGAGCGGAAGCGCGACAGUUCGCGAGGAGGGUUCGUCGUGGCAGCCGCUCAAGGUGCGCCGCGACCAUGCCGCGACGCCCGAUGGCUCCAGCCUCGCUUCCUCCCCACCGCCCGCGCAGCAGGGCUACACCCUUCGCGACGGGCCAGGCUACACCCUGCCUGCGGCCUAUGACCUUCCCGAUGCGCCAGCCGCGCCGACCCACCAGCAGCAGCCCUCGGUCAGCGACUCGCUCCACGCGCCCAGCGAGAUUGAGCGGCCCGGCAGCACCAACUCGGGAUACUACACGCCCCCUCCUCCACCAGAGAGCCGCUCGGCGUCCAUCGACGCCGGCUACCCCCAGGGACGGACCACGCCCAAGGCGUACGCGCCGACGCCGCUCAACACGGACGUGCCCCGUGAGCCCGAGGAGGUGACCCCCGUCGUUGCCAUCCCACCUGGCACUGCGCCGCCCCCGUACAUCCCUCCCGCGUCACCACCCAGCGGCCUUGCGUACGACGAUGAGUCACCCCAGAUUCCGCACAUCGCGCGUGUGACUACCCCGCCUCGCGAUGAAGCCCCAACCGUUGUGUCGAUCGGUGCCGAACCAGGACACUACAUCCCCCCGAUCCAGGUCUCGGGCGGGUCUAGAGAGUCAUACUACUUACCUCGCUUCCCGUCCGACCGCGACUCGCUCGCCAACACAAGCCGCGACAGUAUCGGCCAGCACUCGAUCGCACACGACAGCAUUGCGGCGCGCAGCUCGAUCGCCAACUCGUUUGCCGACAUCUCAAUCCCCGACAUGACAGUCAGCAACGUCGAGACGAUCCCUGGCCCGACGUCCCCGCGCGACUUUAGAUUCUCGCCCCCACCUAGCACUGCUGGCGGCGGCGUCAUGUCGGCCGCUGCCUUCCGCAGAGGCGUUCGCCAGACCUCCGAGGACCCCGACGCGGCGCCCACACACCAGGUUCGCCGUCUGCCCCAGCUGCCCGUCGGCGUGCCCCCGCCCCGCCAGUCGACGCCGUCGGUUCCUAGCUCGCCGCGCGAGAGCGCCGACUACUAUGCCGACCACCGCCAGUCAUACCCAUACGAGACUGAGGGCAGCGCCAACGGCAAUGGCAACGGCCAGAUCCACGCCCAGCACGGCAACCGCCUUUAAUAUCAUUGUCCAUACAGCCGCUUAAUACGAGAGACCGAGACGUAGCUCAAUGAUGCUGAUGCCCGUGAUGCCACUAUACCCCCGCCAGAGUGUGUGAUGAUACAACAUUUAGUCUAUAGCUGCGAAGAUGCCCACCUCGUCCACUGCAGCUUUGAGCGCCGCGCCGCUCUCGUCAAUGCUCCGCAGGAAGCGGAGCAGCUCCUUGCACAGCUGCGUCUCGCGCGCGCCAAUGGCCAGACGCAGCAG